CUUCAACAAAUGCUCCUGUAGUUAAAAUUCAAAAUUUGACCGUUUCUGUCCUGGUUGGUCCUGGUCCGUUGGAAAAUGCAUCGUCGUUGUAUAAUCUGUGGCCAGGAGCCGGGCGAGCACUGCGUCUACCCGCGUAACAUGUCGGAGGCUCGCCGAUGGCAGAACCUGGCCAACCUCAGCAGCUUUGACGUGGACCCCGAGUCGCUCUGCCGGCACGGUUGCGUGUGCGCCUCCCACUUGGACAGCCAAGGAUCCGGCUCGGAAACGGAGAGCUCGCCUGGUGCUGCUGGCCGGGCAAGGACUCCAGCUGGCUUGCAGGAAUGGAGCAGCAAGUGGAGCUCAUCGGCAUCGGACGCCGGCCACGGCUACCCCAUCAACAGAAAGCCUAUGGAGCGGAUGCAGAACCAAAGCAAGCACACUCUCGGUUCGCAGGGGCAGGAAUUCAGCAGCGCAAAUAGAUGUACAAAUGGUUAUUGUCGUUUUCGAAACAACUACAACAGUAUGUUCCCGAGUAAUCCCCAUACGUACACCCAAAUGGCACAGAAGUAUCCUAAUCCACAGGCACCAAGGGCCACCAGCCUAGACAACAAAAAGCCUCCUCCUAUCAAAGUUAACCCAAGAGUAAAUAGACCGUCAUUUCGAGCUGUAAACUGCACCUGUGAUGGUUGCACCUGCACUUUCUGUCCAGUGCAAGGGAUCAAGAAAGCGAGCGAAUCUUUAGAAGAUUCAGGCAGCCAACAAAGUAUAAAUAAGGAAAAACGGAAGGAUAUUUCAAAAGGUAGCCAGAAAAAAACAAAACCCUGUGAACGUCCUACUUGUCCAACUUUCAGGUCAAUGGACUUCAAGACUGAAGGAGAAGAUUUCUACCCGAUAUCGUUAACUUCACGAGGAAACCAAAGAUAUAGAAAACCGAUAAAACAGCAGGACACAACUCAAAAGCCUAAGCUGAAGAGCGAAUGCUGCCAGACUUGCAGUACCCAUCAUUUCAAGGAUCAGGAAGUGCAGUGCUCAACGGUGAAUCUGCCGACUCAGAGCUCUUCCCCUGUUGGUCGACCCAAGCUGGCCGGCUCGUUCAGCCAUCAAACUGGAAGCUCAGCGACGGGCUUCUCCGCCGGAUAUACCACUAACUCCAGUAACUUUACUUGUGGCUGCGGCGAGAGAAGAAAUUCAAAUGCUAUCAACGUGCUGCUUAUGAACGGCACCCGAAAUAAUGACUAUGAAGAUCCGUGCUGCUCACCGGCAAAGCAACGACCCAUGGCUCCGCCUCCUGAAAUUUGUGUUCAGGAGUCCGAUCUGACCGAGUGCAACGAACGUGCUGUAUUCCCGGAAAUUGACAAGCCCAAUUACAGAGUUUGCCGAUCAUCGAACGAGACCAACGUUCUGGUCUUGGAGGAGGGUUCUUUGGAUAAAUGCAGCCCCAUCGCAGGGGAGGAUGCGAGUACACCAGAUAUCAAGACCCAGAAUCAUAGCAAUGCUCAUCAAAAUCCCAACGCGAGUAAAGAGCAAGAGAAUAAUUUUUUUGACAACUGGCUCGAAUCUCCAGCCACAAAUAACUUCACCAAGGUUCUGGAACUGCAGAGAUCUCGCAUCAAGGAGCUGGAGAAUCUGCUGGAGCAGCACAGCCUUCUGCAGCAGACCAUCCAGCACAAGGUUGCGGAACUGCAGUGCACAGAUAUACCGGAUCCUAAAAAUAAAACUAAAUCAUAAGCCAAA
Messenger RNA from Drosophila santomea, 1713 nucleotides. RefSeq lists its product as uncharacterized. The record is from RefSeq and is a predicted model, not a curated record. The coding region runs from base 76 to 1707 and encodes 543 amino acids. NCBI's taxonomy places the organism in Eukaryota, Metazoa, Arthropoda, Insecta, Diptera, Drosophilidae. The transcript has a single exon.